GGAGAGGGGAAACCGUUCAUGGUCUUCCCCACUCCCCGCCCGGUUCGACACCACUGAAGCAGAGCGGCUGCCGAACUCUUAGCCCACCACCACUUCUCUUUCUCUCUCUCUCUCUCCCCUCCUUUUGAACGAGCAGCGGCACAACCAUCUUCACCUGUUCAUCUUGCUCUCCUCUGUUUUCCUGCAACCCGAGUAGACCCAAGCUUCCACAGCACCCGCCGUUGACAGAAACUCUCCCGAUCGUAUCCUUCAGUCCGGUUAGCCGUCGAGCAUCACCAUCACCUUUGGGGGAAGCUUCCGCCCUCGAGAGUCUCAGACACCAGAGACGUCGGCUAACCCCUGUUGAGCAAUAGAAACCAGACACUUGCGUCAUCCCACCGGACCUCGCCAAACGUCACCGGACACCCUUGUUUUGUUGCUCGAACAUUGCUGUCUGAUCCCAUUCACUAUGAAGAAGAAACCAUCGGUUCUCCUUCACCAUUGAUAACUCCACCAAAUUGAGCUGCCAUCAACGAACUGCAUUAGUCGUCCCGCCUUUUCAUUGCAGCAUCGGAUUACCGAUUGAAGGCAACACUGUGAAAUAUUAAACUGAAGGUGGUGGUUGUUCCAUGGCGUAUUUUCAAGGACGGGAUUUCUUGUUCUGCGACUUGUGCGGAACGCUUCUCUCAUUGAAUUCCCGCAAGUAUGCAGAGUGCCCAUUAUGUGGAUUCAAGAGGAGCGGGAAAGAGAUGGCUGGAAAAGAAACAUGCUACACAGUAACUGCUGAGGAUAUCAGAAGGGAGUUAGGAAUAGAACCAUUUGUGAAGCUUGACGGAUAUGAUAAUGAUGAGGAAGAGGUUCAAAGAGCAGUUGUAAAUGAAUCUUGUCCUCGUUGUCGGCACCCCCAGCUUGAAUAUUACACCAAACAGCUACGGUCAGCAGAUGAAGGGCAGACAGUUUUCUACGAAUGUCCAAAAUGUAGACACAAGUUCUCAAUCAAUACAUGAGACUUUGUCAUGGCUUAAGAGUAUGCUUUGGCUUUAGUGGUGACUGAGAUCAUAUACAUGGCUAUUGUAUCGUAUCGGGUGUUGUUUUUUUCUUGAAGGUGAAUAUAGAAAGAGAAAAAUUUUGUACCUUGUUGAUGGGUUUGUUAAGGUGUCAAGCUUUAUCUAAUACAAUCUAUAUUUUCAUUAAUAUUUCAUAGUUUUUUGAAUUGCUUUUUCGGCUGAUAGUUUGUUUUUUCUUUUUUAUGGUCUUUUUGAAUGAAAAUUUCCUUCUAUUUGUUGGUUUCUA
Nelumbo nucifera (sacred lotus) is the source of this 1272-nucleotide messenger RNA. Its product is annotated as TFIIB zinc-binding protein. Gene Ontology annotation, cellular component: RNA polymerase I complex. The record is from RefSeq and is a predicted model, not a curated record. Gene Ontology annotation, biological process: DNA-templated transcription; termination of RNA polymerase I transcription. Gene Ontology annotation, molecular function: zinc ion binding; nucleic acid binding. Lineage: Eukaryota; Viridiplantae; Streptophyta; Magnoliopsida; Proteales; Nelumbonaceae.